Messenger RNA from Rhodotorula toruloides NP11, 1872 nucleotides. RefSeq lists its product as uncharacterized. Lineage: Eukaryota; Fungi; Basidiomycota; Microbotryomycetes; Sporidiobolales; Sporidiobolaceae. The record is from RefSeq and is a predicted model, not a curated record. The transcript is spliced from 2 exons. Bases 1 to 1872 code for a protein of 623 amino acids.
AUGCAUGACAGAGAGGCAACAGAAGACUCGCUGGUCGAAGCAGACGGACUCGCUGACUUUGCGGCGGCACGACAAGCUGGACCCUCGUCGCUGGCGAGCGGGUCGUUCAAGUCGCGGGAUGCGGGCGGCGGAACGAGGGGCAGCAUCAGACCCGCGAUGUAUGGGAGGGACGACGGAGACGGUGGCUGGUACAGCGUGCGACAACCGCCAGACUCACUUCCGCGACGCUCUGGCUUCGACCAUUCUUCCUCGCACUAUCAAAUCGACUCGUGGUCUCCCGCUCUCCAUCCUCGGCAUUCGUACUCAUACGCGGCCUACAUGUCUCCAGCCCAACCUCACCCAAGGCCGACAUACUCGCUCGACUCGCCGCACUCGCCUCCCUUCUUCCCCUCCUUCCCGCCUUCAGCUCACCACCCCUCCUCCUUCGCCCGUCCAACCUCUUCCUACGGUACUCCCUCGAACGACGCACCGUUCGCACUCCCAACCCUCCUCUUCGAUGACCCCGCCCAUCUCCCUACUUCUCCUUCCGCACAUUCUGCUUUUUACCGCGACCCAUUCUCGCACAACGACGUUGACGACGACGAGACCCGCGGAGACCUCGCCUACGCUCUGACGGACGAGCGGGAGAAAGGAGAGUGGUUCGAGGCAGCGGGGUCGUAUCAGCAGGGUGUUGGAUUCGAGGGUGUGUCUGGGUCGAAGGGGUUGGGACUGGAGCAGAAGGCUGCGGCGAGGAUGGAGAAGCUCGCGCAGAAGUUUGGCGAGGAGCGCCCAACUGAUGCGGCGGGUGUCUCGGCAAAACAGCGCAUGAAGGAAGCGAAGGACGCGAAGAAGGCGGAGAAGCUGGAGGUACAGCGUACGACCGGGGUGGACGACAAGGGCCGACUCGUCGUGAUGGGAAGGCGGAAGAGGCUGGCGUUGAGGUGGUUUCAGGCGGGAGGAGCGGUCGUUGUUGGGAUUGGAUCAAUCGGGGCAGCUGUCCUUACACACCCGAAGGACAAGCCCCCUCCUUCCGGCUCAGCCCCCCUUCUGAUCCUCUACCUCCUCCCCUUCCUCUCGCUCUUCCUCACAACCUACCUCUUCGCCAUCCGUCCUCUGCUCUACAAACGCCGCUCUCAUCACUCUCCGCAACCUCAGGCCGGCCUCGCUAUGCCUCUCUUGCAACAAGAACAACCCCAGCCCACCGGAGGCUGGUGCGACUGUCUCGGGGAGUCGAGACGUCGCGUGCCAAGAGGGCAGUAUCACCCACCGCAGUUCAAUCUAAUCGUCGAUCCGAGGCUGAUGGCGGCGAUGCAGGGGCAGACAUCGGAGGAGGGCGGACGAGCGAGCCGAAGAGGGCGGCAGAAGCGGCGCAAGAAGCGGCGUCAUCCACGUUCUCCGCUCGAUGACCAACGAGCCACCGACUCGUCGUCGUCUUCCGACUCAGACGGAGUUAAUUCAGACCUAUCGUCCGGCGAAGAGGACCCUUGGACCGCUCGCUCUUCCUCUUCCUCAAACCCUCGCAGAUCCCUCCUCUCACACGUCCUGCUCGACACUACGUGGCGUCAAGCUCGCUCGUGGGCGAAGAAAGUAGCUGUGGCUGAUGCGGUGUGCGCGGUGGGUUGGGGAGGGGUAGCGGGAUGGGCAGUAACGGGUGGAAAGAGGUGUCCUGCGGGCGGACUCGAGGGAUACUGGUGCGCCCUCGUUGCGGUUACUUUCCGUCGAGACGAACUAACGAAUGAGCGGCGCAGCAACCUGUACAACACAGCCCUCGCCUUCUCCUUCCUCCUCUCCGCCUCGUUCGUCGCUUCUUUCGCGCUCGACUGCUUCGAUCUGAGCAGGACGAAGGUCUCGCCGAGGCAUCGGCAGCAGCGGCUGCGGGAUGGUGUGGUGUGA